Salvelinus sp. IW2-2015 is the source of this 2814-nucleotide messenger RNA. RefSeq names its product taste receptor, type 1, member 3 (gene tas1r3). The record is from RefSeq and is a predicted model, not a curated record. Gene Ontology annotation, biological process: sensory perception of sweet taste; sensory perception of umami taste; G protein-coupled receptor signaling pathway. The coding region runs from base 36 to 2657 and encodes 873 amino acids. Gene Ontology annotation, molecular function: G protein-coupled receptor activity. Lineage: Eukaryota; Metazoa; Chordata; Actinopteri; Salmoniformes; Salmonidae. Gene Ontology annotation, cellular component: plasma membrane. The transcript is spliced from 8 exons.
UUUUUACUCUCUGAUGUUUGCCAUGUCCUCUCAACAUGUCUCUUCCUGCCCUCAGCAGCAUGGCAGUGCCAUUGAGACUGCUGGUUCUAUGCUGGCUGUUUGGAGCAGGGUGUAGUCAGAGCUCUCCACCAUGGUUCCAGAACAUCACUACAACUCUGUUCAACUCCUCGGGAGACAUCCUCCUCGGGGGGCUCUUCCCCAUCAAUGAUCUCACCAGCAACUUGAGCCAGAGAGUAGAGCCGGACAGCAUUAGCUGUGACAGUAUUAAUACGUUUGGUUUGGGUAUGGCCCUGGUGAUGAAGUACACAGUGGAUGAGAUCAACGCCAACUCCACCCUACUCCCUGGCAUCAGGCUGGGCUAUGAGAUCUUCGACACCUGCAAGCAGUCUGCCGUCAUCGUGAAGCCCACCCUCUUCUUUCUCACAGAGGGCUCCAGCCGAGAGCUGGCCAUCAUGUGUAACUACACGGACUACGUAACCCGUGUGGUGGCUGUCAUCGGCCCAUCCACCUCAGAGAUGGUCUCAGUCAUAGGAAAACUACUGGGAUUCUUCCUCAUGCCGCAGAUCAGCUACAGUGCCACCAGUGACAAGUUCAGUGACAAGAGUCUGUACCCAUCGUUCCUGCGCACAGUGCCCAGUGACAAGAGGCAGGUGGAGGCCAUGGUGCGUCUGAUGAACAGGUUCCAGUGGAACUGGGUGGCUGUCGUGGGCAGUGAGGAUGAGUAUGGACGUCAGGGCCAGCGCCAGUUUUCUACCCUGGCAGCAGAGAGCUCCAUCUGUGUGGCGUACGAGGGGUUAAUCCCCAUCUAUAGCGACCCACAGCCUGUGGUCAGAGAGAUGCUGGACCGCAUCACAGAGAGCAAAGUGGGUGUGGUGGUGGUGUUUUCUCUCUCCCAGCCCGCCAGAGCCUUCUUCACUGAGGUGAUCAGGAGGAAUCUGACAGGGGUCUGGGUGGCCAGCGAUGCGUGGGCCCUGAACAGUGACUUGUCAACUCUCCCAAACAUCCACACUGUGGGCACUAUCAUUGCCUUCACAGUCCACAGCCAGACCCUGGGCCUGCUCACACCCUACACCAGGGAACUCUUCUCCAGGAUCAGAGAGGAGAGGGCCAGGCAGCCCUCACCAGGUCCAGAUACAGAGCCAACCCAUAGUAUGAACCCAUGCCCAGACUGCUGGAACCUGUCCCUAGACAACAUAAGUCUAGUGACAAAGCCCAUACUGCAGAGGUCAGCUUUCAGGGUCUAUGCUGCCAUCUACAGUGUUGCACACGCACUGCACAACAUGCUCAGGUGCAAUGCUAAGAGCUGCCUGAGGGACGCUAAAAGCAAACUCUACCCCUGGCAGCUUUUGGAGGUGCUCAAGGAGGUUAACUUCAGUCUAAAUGGAAGUCAUUUUGAGUUUGACAGUAAUGGAAACCCAAACAUUGGCUACAACAUACUACAGUGGGUCUGGGGCAACAACAAUCUGAGUUUCAAAGAUGUCGGCACCUUCUAUGAGAACCUGUCAAUCAAUAACACUCUCAUCCAAUGGCAUACAUUAUGUGCUAAGGCCCCUGAGUCUACCUGUUCCUCUGAGUGUGGCCCUGGCCAGGUGCGCAGAGUGAAAGGCUUCCAUUCCUGCUGCUUUGACUGUAUUGACUGUUUACCGGGCACCUUCCAGAAUGGCAGAAUGGACAUCCAGUGUACCCAGUGUCUAGAGGGCCAGUGGUCCCUGGUACGUAGCACCAACUGCACCGAGCCUACCUUUGACUUCCUGACCUGGGGCCAGCCUGAGUCCUUGGGGCUGCUGCUGGCCAUGCUGGUGCUGCUGGCCUGUCAGGGGGCUGUGGGGGUCCUGUUCCUGCAGCACCGGGGUUCUCCGCUGGUGAGAGCCUCUGGGGGGCCCCUGGGUGGUGUGUCCCUACUCAGCAUGAUGGUAGGCUGUGCCUGCCUGCUGCUGUUCCUGGUCCAGCCAGGGGACAUGGUGUGUCGUCUGCAGCUUCCCCUCAGCUCCAUCUUCCACACGGUCACCCUGUCCACCAUCCUAGCCUUCUCACUGCAGAUUGUGUAUGUGACUGAGUUCCCUGAGAAGGCUCCGUCUCAUCUGGUUACACUGAGAGGCCCUGGAGGCUGGCUGCUGGUACUGGCCUGCUGUGGUGUGCAGGCAGGGAUCUGUGGCUAUUAUGUCCAGGAGGGGCCCUCUCUAUCCCGGUACCUGGCCAAGAUAAAGGUGACCUUUGUGAGAAAGUUCCUACGAUGCCCUGUGGAGCCCAUCUUAUGUCUGGGCCUGAUGCAGGGCUUCAAUGGCCUCCUCGCCCUCAUAUCCUUCAUGUGCACCUUCAUGGCUGUGAAGCCCAUUCGCCAAUACAACCUGGCCAGAGAUAUCACCUUCUCCACCCUGGCCUACUGCGUGGUUUGGGUGGUCUUCAUCCCCAUCUACACUGGUCUGAAUGACAAGGAACGCUCCAUUGUCCAUGUAUCUGUCAGUUUGCUCAGUAACAUGGGGCUGAUGGCGGCCUACUAUCUGCCAAAAUGUCACCUGCUGCUGAAGAAACCUGAGCUCAACACAGCAGAGCACUUCCGUACCUUCCUCGAGUGGGCUCCAGGAACUCCUCAAGAGGAACAGGACCAGGGACCUGCAGGGGAGGGACAAGUAUCAGGGGAGAGACAGGGACAGUGAAAUGUAUUCUGUUUAAUGUUUCAAUAAUAUAUACAAUUUAAUUUUGUGUGUUAUACAUUUCAUGUGCAUGUAUACUAGUUUGAUUGAGUGAUUUCAGUUAUCUUUGCAGAAAUGGUGAAUAAACGCACUGUAAAGGAGCAGGGCCGUGCACAGACCU